AUGGCCGCCGAACAAAGAAAGCUGCUCGAGCAGCUCAUGGGCGCGUCCGCCUCCUCGCGCGCCCAGCAGCUCUCGCUCAACGACCCCAAAGUCUGCCGGUCCUACAUCGCCGGCACGUGUCCGCACGACCUCUUCACCAACACCAAGCAGGACCUCGGGCCGUGUCCCAAGGUGCACGCCGAGGCCCUCAAGACCGAGUACGAGGGGCUGUCUGAGCGGGAGAAGCACAAGUACGGCUUCGAGUACGACUACAUGCGCGAUCUGCAAAAGUACAUCGACGAGUGCAAUCGCAGGAUAGAUGCGGCGCAGAGGCGCUUAGAGAAGACGCCCGAUGAGAUUCGACAGACGAACGCUUUGCUCAAAACGAUAUCCGACCUCACAUCGUCCAUCAACAGCGGCCUCCUCGAAGUCGAAAUCCUCGGCUCCCUCGGCGAAGUCUCCCGCGCACAAGACGAGCUCUUCCGCGUCCGCCAAGCCGCCCAGCAGAAAGCCGAGCGCGAGAAGGAGCUCAAGGCCUUAUCAGACACCUCCGGCCCCUCGGGCCACCAGAAGCUGCAGGUCUGCGACGUCUGCGGCGCCUAUCUUAGUAGACUGGACAACGAUCGCCGACUGGCAGACCACUUUUACGGAAAGAUGCAUCUGGGAUAUGCGCAAAUGCGUAAGACGUACGACGCGUUCCCGAAGGAGAUGAAGGGCCGGUCACGGCCGGCUAUGGACGAUGAUGGGCCCGGCGGAGGUGGUCCUAGGGGACCCAGAGGUCCUGGAGGAUACAGAAGCGGGAGGGGAGGGAGAGGGUAUCGCGGAGGGUGGUAA
Messenger RNA from Trichoderma asperellum CBS 433.97, 813 nucleotides. RefSeq lists its product as uncharacterized. Gene Ontology annotation, biological process: mRNA splice site recognition. NCBI's taxonomy places the organism in Eukaryota, Fungi, Ascomycota, Sordariomycetes, Hypocreales, Hypocreaceae. Gene Ontology annotation, molecular function: mRNA binding. The record is from RefSeq and is a predicted model, not a curated record. Gene Ontology annotation, cellular component: U2-type prespliceosome; U1 snRNP.